Symbiodinium necroappetens is the source of this 5262-nucleotide messenger RNA. NCBI's taxonomy places the organism in Eukaryota, Dinophyceae, Suessiales, Symbiodiniaceae. The record is from the annotation of a GenBank genome assembly.
AUGGGCGACAAUAAAUUGAUUUUGUUGGCGUUCAACUGCCGAGCAGAGACUUCCUUCGGACAAGAGAUUCGCGUUGUUGGCUCCACAAAGGAGCUCGGCAAUUGGAACCCCGCGUUGGCUCCCUCGCUAAAGACGGAGGACUUCCGGAAGUUAUCUGCAGAGGGUCAGUCCAACCUUUCCGGGGAGACUUCUGACCAUCAUGGCGGUCUGGCCGUGCCCGCCGGUCUUCUGGCCACCUGGGUGGCGUCACGCAUUAGCCGACAUCGUCGGCGACUGGUGCCUAGACAGUUCACGAAAAGUGACAGCGAGGAUACAAAGGACGGUGUCAGCUUCGGCUUCGAUGCAACCUUGGGAAAGCGCUUCGCAGAGAUUGCUGAGCCAUACUUUGCACCAGAAGGGGGGUUCGGCCUGCUGCUUGCAGCCAUGGUCGUGGGAGUGGUGUCUGCUGCGUUUCUGCUCUUCUUGGGCUUGUUGGCUGUCGUCAGCAACAUCCCAUUCCUGGCUGCUCUCGCACCCGCUCCAGGUGUGGCAGCCAAGCUGACUGAACUGGCGAUUCCGCAGUACAUAGGGGCCGCAGCUGCAGGGAUCACGGCUUCCAGCGCUUUGUUCCUCAGUCGCCGAGAAGCGCUCGCUGAUCGAUGGAAGCAGUGGGGUCUGUUGGCGCUUUUGAUCUUCCUGCUGCUCUGCGUCACGGGCAUCAACGUUGUUGUCAGCUUCGUUUUCCGAUCUCUGGACAAUGUGCUCGUGGCCAAGAACGAGUCUGCCUUCUACACGCAGAUGCAGCUCUUUGUUGUGGUUCUAGUGGUGGCUGUCCCCACGAUUGCCUUCUACCGUUUCGUGCGCCUGAGCCUGGCAAAUGCCUGGCGUCAAAACUUGAGCGUCAUGAUUCUGGAUGAAUACUUUGCUCACAGGGCGUACUAUCUGCUAGACUCAAAUUCUACUGGAACAAAGAUAGAUAAUCCAGAUCAGCGCAUCUCAGAAGACAUAGAUGCUUUCACGAGCGAGACGUUGGGCUUCCUGCUCGACAUCCUCGGAUCUUUUUCCAACCUCUUGUCUUUCGCAGCAAUCCUUUGGACAACCUCGGAAGAGUUGACCUACGCGCUAGUCGUGUACGCCGUUCUUGGAACAGUGAUCGCGCUGUCUGUUGGCAGCACGCUUAUCGGAAUCAUCUACAAGCAGCUGCAGCUACAAGCGGACUUCCGCUAUUCUCUGGUCCACGUGCGGGACAAUGCCGAAGCCAUUGCCUUCUAUCAGGGCGAACAGAAAGAGAGCGACGUUGUCAAGGACAAGCUGAGAGCAGCGAUUCAGAACUACGACAAAGUCAUCAAGUGGACGACAGGCUUGACCUUCUACCAGAAGGUGUUCUUCUAUGUUGCCCGGCUGGUUCCCUACUUCGUCGUUGGUGGCCUCUACUUUGCUGGCAAGGUGGAUUUCGGCACUUUCGGACAAGUGUCCUUUGCGUUCUCCAUGGUCCUGAGUUCGGUCACCAUCAUCGUGAACCGAAUUCAGGACAUCAGCCGGUUCUCUGCGGGUGUGAACCGGUUGGGCAUGUUCUAUGAGGCCAUCACCUUGUCCCGCAAGGAGUUCCUGGAAUCGUCUGGAGAUGCAAGGAUUGCAACUCACACUCAUGACGGCGACAAAGAGCAGAUCUCUCUGGAGAAGGUGACCAUUUGGACGCCAACUGGCAGAACGCUGGUGAAAGACGUGAGCGUAACCCUAAGCAUGCCAACUGCCUCUGGAUCCAUGGAGCUGCCCAGCCGGCUUUUGGUCGUUGGCAGCAGCGGUGUCGGCAAAAGCAGCAUUCUUCGGGCCAUUGCCGGGCUCUGGACGCAAGGCCAGGGUAGUAUUCGUCGGCCUCAGAUGUCCGACAUGUUCUUCCUCCCCCAGAAGCCAUAUAUGCCGCUGGGAGACUUGCGCUCGCAGCUGCUCUAUCCUUCAGAGCCUGGAGAAGUCGUGGUGGAGGACGGGCUCCUCCGGGAGGUUCUGGGCAGAUUCGGUCUUGGAGAUCUGCCCGACAGGUUUGAGCAGGGCUUUGAAACUGUGGUGGACUGGACUCGCGUGCUUUCGCUCGGGGAGCAGCAGCGACUGGCAGCAGCGCGCUGCCUCAUUGCACGGCCGAGGAUGGUGGUCUUAGACGAAGCGACUUCUGCACUCCCGGUUCCAGACGAGAGAAACCUCUACAAGUCUCUGGAAGACCGCGGCGUAGGAUAUGUGUCAGUGGGUCACAGACCGAGCCUGGUUGAGUAUCAUGACCUGAUUCUGGAGCUGCGUGGUGAAGGUCAGUGGCGGAUCUUGAGUCCCAAAGAGUACGAGGAUCGACUCGGUGAACUUGGUGCCUUGGUCGCAGCGAGGCUUCCCGGGCUCCCAUCAUGGCGCAAGGAUGAAGCCUUUCUGUACAAAGACAGGUUGCGGCGCAUUGCUGCUAUCUCCGGUGCUCUUGUUUGCUCACCCCCACCUUUUCAUCCGGAGGCGCGAUCAUGCUGCGCCUUAGACUCCCUUACCUUUCAAUCCACUUUUGCAUCAGAGUACAAAUUUGUGAUUUUCGAUGCCCGAGAUGAUCGAGCGGUUUGGGAAGAUGGUGCGAAUCGUUUCUUUGGUUUCAACUCUAACGGUGAGAUCUACACGUCUACGGGACCGGCUGAGCUGCACACGCCCCGGUUUGGGGUCGUCGACGGCACCGGCCCACGGAUUGCAAGUGGAAGGAGCAGGGAGACGAGUUUUUCUGAUGAUGAUGCGGCCGAGUAUGCAGUGCCAGUUCCCGUGACGCCCAAAGUCAAGGCGGGAAAUGCCUCCGGCGGUUUCGACGAUGAGCUGCAUUUUGAUGUGGUUUGCGGCAUAACUGGAGUCGGAGAUGUGGUGGUUGCAGUAGGUUCCUGCGAUGAGCUAGGGAGCUGGGACGUCUUCAAGGGUGUGAAGCUGUGUACUUCGGGAGAGGUGUUUCCGAGAUGGAUGGGGAUGGUGCACAUGAAGAGCUGUGACGUUAGCACCAUCCAGUUCAAGUUGGCGAUCAUCAAGGGAAAUUCGGCCGAGUGGGAGAGCUCAGACAACCGUCAGCUUCGCCUUCCUGCCGGGGUGGGAGAGGGCCCUUGGCAGGCCCUCUGUGAGUGGAACAACAGCCACUGCCAAGUGCAGCCACUCAGGACCAGCGAUCGCCAGGCCAUGGAAGCUGCAGGCAAGAAGACCAUGGACGGCAAGGAUGGCAAGGAAGAUGCAGCCCUGGUGAGGGCCGCCUUGUCGCCCACAGCAAGUGGUGCCGACACUUCUGCGACCAGUGCAACAAGUGCAACAAGCGCAACCACAGCAACUUCAUACCCGAGAAUGACUGCACCACCGCAGAUUCUCGGGCAGGCCACAGAACACCUGAUGAAGAAGCAGCCCCACACUACGACGGCCGCUUUUGGCGAUGCCCCACGGCGAAGUACGUCUUUGAGCCUCUUGGGGGUGGACCGGCCGCUCCUGGCGGAGCAGUGGGCGCGCAGGAAGGACUCUGGCCCUCCUCCAAAGGAGCAGUGCCUGAAUUUCAAGAUGAAGAACUUGGCCGAGAACGAUGCCAAGAAGAUGUCUGUGGAGGUCGUUUUCCAGGAGAAAAGCCAAAGACCGGCCAUGGCCCUCGAGCUGGCAAGCUACGACAAGGAGGAGCAGCAAGCAGCUUGGUCUCUUGCGGUCCCUUCUGCGGAUUUGACCCCUGGCAUCCAUUUCUUCCACUUCCGUGUCAACGGGGUCUUCGUCGUUUCCUGCGAGCACAUGCGGCUUGGUCGGUGGAAUGCAAUGCAUGUGAGUGAUCCAAUUCGUCGCUACUUGUUGGCCCGAGACAGCAAGGGUCAGCUAUCAGAGGAUGCGCCGAUUGUCGAGAAGACACGCUCCAAGAAGAUUGGUGACAUGGCCAUGGAUUCCUGUGUGGGCUCCGGGUCCACAGCAGACGUGGUUGGCCUGCAGGAACUUGGUGGCCAAAACAACAUCGCUCGCCCAUACAGCGUGUGUGGGAAUUUGGUUGGCAACGCAGAUUCAGAUGACGAGGCCGCUGGUCAGGACAGCGGCAACUCGUUCAGCCCUUUUGCAAAAGAGGUUUACGAAGGUUUGUUUGACCGGGAGCUCAUGCUCCGUUUGGAUGGGGUCGUCCUCCCAGAGGCUCCGUCGCCCCCCGCAGGGAAGGAACCGCUCGAUGAAGGAUCCGAACUGCGCUUGUGGGCCGGCGCGCACUUGAUCAAGAAAGCUCACGGUGCUUGUGAAGACGCCUAUUUUGUUGAUCCGCAUGGCAUGGGUGUGGCUGAUGGAGUCGGCUGCAUGGUGCAAUUUGCCAGCUACGGGAUCAAUGCUGCCCAGUAUGCAGCAGAGUUGAUGGAAUUUUCCAGCGCCGCUCUGAAGCCCGAAGGCUUGGCGUCCGAAAGCAAGAUUGGGGACGAUGUUGCAGAGCGUGCUGCUACGGCGUUGGCGCACGGUGAGUCUCAUGCGGCGGCAUACGGCGCCUCCACGGUUGCCGUGCUCUGCCAGCAAGGAAACCAGAUUGGAGUCGCUAACCUUGGCGACUCGGGCUUUAUGCUGCUGCGCAAGGGCCCUCACGGAAUGAAUAUCAUCAUGAAGUCGGAGGAACAACAGCACAGCUGGAAUUGUCCGUAUCAGCUCACUCGUCUGCCCAAGGCGUUGCUGAACCGCUUUCCGAAGCUGCAGCUGGACAAAGCUAGCGAUUGUGAGCGCUACACAGUCGAAAUCAAGGAGGGCGACCUUGUGCUCAUGUUCUCGGAUGGGCUCCGUGACAACCUCCAUGACCGGGAGGUGCUCAGCAUCGUAGAUCGAGCGCUGCCGCCAGCUCAGGCCGACAUGCUGGGGCUGCUGGACCGUUGCACGCCUCCGGAGACCAUCGCCAAAGCACUGGCCCUGGCCGCCCAAGAAAGGUCCAUGGACCCGACAGCCAAGGUGCCCUUCGUGGAAUACUCGAAGCGACAUGGUUUCGAAUGCCUGGGUGGGAAGCAGGACGACAUCACUGUGGUGGCCUCCUGGGCCGGUCCCGACACGGCUGACGUGGAGGCCAUCGUGCAGGACAUGCACACAGCAGCUGCAGCAGCUGCAGCAGCGACUCAGAAGAAGAUGGUCGGCUUCCGAGACCAAAACUCCGGCCGCAUCCACUCCGGUGCCAAAAAGGGCGGCUUUGAAGCCAGGACACGCGCUGGGGAUUCAGUCUUGGUGGCAAUGCAGCGACAGCUCAGGCUCCGUGGGCACAGGAGGACAGAAUUCCGCCCAAUGAGCUCCUCAAAAGCCGUGUGA